GUGUGUGAGAGAGAGAGGAGAGAGAGAGAGGCUGGUUACAGCAUGCGUUCUCAAGGAGAGAAAGGAGGACAGCAAUUACUAUAUCCAACACCCCUACAGCGACAGCAAUAAAGCGGCUUUCUCCUGGCAGUGUGUUAGCUAGCCAGCUGCUCCCCUCUCUUUUACUCUCUCUUUCUACCUCUCUCUCAUCUCUCUUUCUAUCCCUCUCUCCCUCUCUCUCUUUGUCUGUCUCAUCUGUUAUAUGAUUGAUCCGGUGAAGGAUGCUGAAGUUCCGCGCGGACCGGAGGGUGAGCCAAAAUGACCCGAGCGGACCAGCUGGACAUCCAGUGAUCCAGAUCCAGCUGAAAGAGACCGGACCGAUUCACACCUACAUAACGUGCUGUGAUUUGGAGAUGAAUGGGAAUGUAGGAGGUGGAGGACCUGUGAGUUCACCCAGCGACAUUAACUGCAACUCCAACAGCACCACCAUGGUAUCAGACCUAUCCUCCCCAGAGUCUCAGACCCAGUCCCAGCCCUUCACACCACGGGCAUCUCGUACUCCAAAGAAAGCUGCUAUGUUUGGGAAGCGUUCUAACUCCAUGAGGAGGAACCCUAAAGCUGUAGUAGCUAAGCAGGGCUGGCUAUACAAACAGGCCAGCAGUGGAGUGAAACAGUGGAACAAGAGAUGGUUUGUCCUGACUGACCGAUGCCUGUUCUACUACAAAGACGAGAAGGAGGAAGGAGUGUUGGGAAGUCUUCCUCUGCUCAGCUUUCGGAUCGGAGAAGUGCAGGUGUUGGAUAACAUCAGCCGCAAGCACGCCUUUAAGGUUUGGUACGAGGAAGAGGAGGAAGGUGAGAUUAAGGGCACCGUUGUGUUUUGCCUGCAGGCUGAACACGCAGGAACACGCACGUACUACUUCAGCGCUGAGACUGCCGAGGAACAGGAGGAGUGGAUCGACGCUAUGAACGAGGCUGCACAUGUCCAGAUACAGCCUGCACAGAGGACCACCAACUCCGAGGCCACCACACCCACAGCGGAACUCCAUGGUAACACCUUGGUAACCAAAGGACCUGAACGACACACCCAGACACACACACACAUUGAGGACAACGGCCAGACGACUGACCUCCUAGACCCAGAGCGCGGAUCACGAGAACCCGCACAUCACAAAGUCAACGGGGUCGACGCCAUGGAAACGCCCCCUCCCUCCACCAGCCACUCAGAAAAGGAGGGGAGGAUGGGGGGAGAGAGAGGGGAGAGGGGGGAGAGAGGAGUGCUUGGACCUGGGGGUGCACCCCAUCACCAGCCCAAUGGGUGGGGCCACUACGGCCCCCCAAACCAUGGAAACGGACCACCCCAGGGUAACGGGAGGCCACCCCAGGCACCUCCAGUGGGAGGGAUGAGAGAGGGGAGGGAGGUGAGGGAGCAGCCUGAGAACGUGGUGCUGAGACGGGGUUUCGUGCCACGGACAAACCCUGAGAGACAGGCCCAGAGGAAGAGCUCCAUGACUCAGCUACAGCAGUGGGUCAACCAGCGCAGAGUCAUAGCUGUACAGGAGGACUUGAACAGUCCAUCUCAUUACUACACAGUGAACCGUGGCGUACCAGCUGACUACUACAGCGUCUACAGUAGCGUGGGGGGCGGUCCGGGCUACGUGGAGGAGUACCCCCUCUACCCUCCAGGUGUACGCCCUGACAGCAUCUGCUCCGUGUCAGCCGUGGGCUACGACCGUAUGGGCCCCCCUCGCUGGACCAAUGAUGAGAAGAGACGCUCACUGCGGGACGGGCCCCUCUACGGACCCCCGCCCCCCCGAGACCCAUACGGCCCCCCACCCAGCCCUGCCUAUUACGGCCAGAUGGAUGCAGCCCAGACCGCCAUGAGGCGUCUGUCCAUCCAACCUAGGUCUAGGUCCGUUCCCAGGUCCCCCUCCUCGUCCACGGGUGGUCCCUACUCUCCCAGCCCCCAUAGCUUUGCCUCGCCUAUCUGCUCACCCUCGGCCCGGUUUGACAGAGGACCAGGCAGGCUACGGGAGGAUGUGAUCUACGCUGACCCCUCUGUGUAUGGACUGAGGAGAUCACUGAGCUCUCCCAAGUAUGAUUACCCUGGAGACAGGAGGUCGCUAAGCCAAGGAAUGUACCACUACAACUACCCUGCCUCCCCCUCUCUACACAGCAAAAUGGAGGACAUUUUAGACCUGCAGCUCCAGAGGAACCUGGAGUACCUCGAUCAACAGGUGACCGGGAGAGAUCACGUUAUCGGCAUGGUAACCAGAAUGGUGGAGCGAUCCUCCCCUAGAGCAAAGCUCUUCGCACAAGUGCCUCCGUUCCAUGACCCAUACAGGGAGCUUCACCCCACACUGAAACUCAAUGAGAUUGAGACCAGCAAACUCUUGGGUCGUCUGUGUGAGCAAAAUAGGAUUCUAAAGGACCAGGAGGCAGUUGUUCACAGGCUGAGAAUGGAUAAGGACAGCCUAGAGGGAGCGCUGGUGGCCACACAUCAGGAGAUGGAGCUGUACCGGGGUCAGCCGCUGGUUGCAGACAAACUACAGCUGAAGAAGGAGACACUGCAGAACCAGCUCAUCAACAUCAGAGGAGAACUCUCCCAGGCAUCCAGCGCUCUGACCACCACCCGGAUGGAGUUUGAAGCUCUGGAGGACGAGGUCAACGCUAUCCAUGGGGACCUGUGGGAGCAGCUCAACGCAGGCGGGCAGAGUGAGAUGGUCCAUAGACACAUUCAGAAGGAGUUCUGGAGAGUUCAGGAAGUGUGGGAGGGACUCCACAAGAGCAACCUUUCCAGAGGCACAGACACAGCCAAACACAGGGUGGCCAGUGGGGCAUCAGGUUCCUUUAGCACCAAUAGUCCUGCCAGUCCCCUGAGCUCAGUAAGCCUCACCAGUCCACUCAGCCCCUUCUCCCCAGUGCCCGGCUCCCAGGCUUCCCCCACCAAACAGCUGGGUCCGGAGGACAUUGGCCCGCCACGGCCACCACUUCCCAAAUCCUACUGCCCCCUGGAAUCGCCCCCCUCCAUCCCCCCUCUGCCGUUCAACAGCUCCGCCUGGCCACGCAGCCUGGGCCUGGAGGACGGUUACCUUGACGAUGAAGAGUCCCACGGCAGAAAGCAAAAGUAUGGUUACCGACAGGAUGUGUCGCCGGGAGAACGGACCAAUAGCAACGAAGCUCAGGAGCUGGAUCAGGAUCGACAGGCCAACAUGAAUAAAGUGGGGAUUGUUCCUCCCAGAACUAAGUCUCCCAUGGAUGACCAGGGCCACUCCUACGACCAUGGAAUCACCCGACGCAACGGCAAGGUGCCCAAUGGAAUCUCCAGGGAGCGCCCGAAGAGUGCAGUGUUCCCUGCUGAGGUGAAGUCCAAGAUGAGCAUUGAGGAGCAGAACGAGCGUAUCCGUAGGAACCAGAGCAGCUCUGUCAGGGACAAGAGACGCAGCCUGAACCUGGGUAGCCAGGCAGGCACCAACUACAGAGUGGUGAAGCGGAGGCUAACAGCCCAUGAGGUGGACAUCAAGGACCUGGAGGCUGCAGUACGGGGCGGAGGGGUGCAGGAAUCACCCCGGGAGGAGAUUGCUCGCCUCAGACGGUUACAGAUGGAACCUGACCACUACGACCUGGACAUCGGCAAAGAGCUUUGUGCUCCAGACAAGGUUCUGAUCCCGGAGCGCUACCUGGAUGUGGAGCCCAACACUCCUCUCAGCCCAGAGGAGCAGAAGGAGAAACAGAAGAAAGUAGAGAGGAUCAAGACUCUCAUUGCCAAAUCAAAUCUCCAGAAUGUGGUUCCCCUAUUGGACGGUCCUACUGAGGGGGGCGGUCCUCAUCACCAGGGCAACCCAGAGCAGAAGAUCCAGGAGCAGGAGAAGAGGAUCGAGAUCUCCUGUGCUCUGGCCGCCGAGGCCUCGCGACGCUCCCGCCUGCUCUCCGCCCAGUGCGCCCCCAGCCCCCCCGCCUCCCCGACCAACCUGGCCCCUCCCCCGUCCUCCACCGACUUCUCCGACUCCGUUCACAUCAUGAAGGUGUGAGUCUGUGAAGCUCAAGCUCUGGCUGCCGUCAAGUUUGACGGAGCGUCCUUCUGAGGAUCCACUGGAAUAUAAAGAAAAUGCCCAAAGAAACUGGUUAUAUUUAGAAACUGGUUAAUCUCCCAGACCACCUGCCCGCCGGUGUAUAAACCCAAUGACCUCCAUAACAACACAACAGGAAACAUGAAGCUGUCACAGGAAGUUUGGGAAGUUGGCCAGCUGAGGACUUUUUCAAAGCAAACAGACUAUGAUGGAGGCCCACACCUCCCACCACAAGGGGGUCUAUAACGGCACCCUCCACUCUCCCUCUAUCAUUCACCACACUUACACAAUUCUUCUUAGUCUAGGCUUGGCAGAAAAUAGCUUCUCUAUAAGGGCAGGUAACACAAACAAAACAAAUGCAAAUAAAACACAAUGCUGUAAUUUUUCACUAUUUUGGGGAUGAUGCGUUUAACACAGCAUUUGAUACUACUAAGCUAGCCAGAAACCAGGGGGUGUAUAUAGCACUCAAACAUGCUCUCCUCCAUGCUACACUGACAGUGAGACUGUUUCGACAGUUUUUCUCCGUUACUCAGCUCAGGAAAGGUGUAUGCUAUAGAGAGAUUAGAAGGACCACAGAGACUAGAAGCCCAGGACAGUAGAGUUCUGUGACUGAACGGUUCAGGAGGGAACUUAUCGUAUGUGAUGCACGGAUCUCUGUAAAAUGAAGAGGGAUUAGGACUGCCGGAGCUGGACUUCAGGAAGAGGGACUGGGGAGUGAGAGCUUCUUAUUGGUGCAGAGAGCAGUAGAACCAAUCAGAGGCUGAUUUUACAGUGUAACAGGAAAUGGUCACAGAGGAGGAGGUGGACAGAUGGUAGUUCAAGAGACAUAAAAAGAGAUAGGAGUGGGAACAGUAACAUAACACAGGGUUUCCCAAACACGAUCCUGGGGCCCCCCUGGGUGGACAUUUUGGUUUUUGCCCUAGCACUACACAGCUGAUUCAGGAUCGAGUUUGGGGAAACCCUGACACAGCAGGAAAUGCAGUUUUGUCUCUGAUUGGCCCCCAGGUCAUUGUUUCAAACUCAGUUAAACAGCUUUUGACCUUCGACUUCCUGGCAUCGUCUUCAGAGGCCAUUAGUGGGAGAGCUGUACUGUAUGAAAGCACCCCCCCAAUCCAGUGGUCGCAGGACAUUGGUGUACAGCAGUGCUUGCAUGAGUCUCCCUCGAUUCCUUCCAACACCUCUCAUACACCUAUUGAACACCUAACCCACUGUGACGCCUGCCUCCCAACCCUUUCUCCAGGCUAGGCUACACCCCCUCUGUCCCCUUUCCGUCCUACACCCAGGGCUGGUUGGGACCUAUAUGCGUAUGUGUGUGACUGUCUGCAGGAAAACCUAUCCUGCCUCACUCUGAAACCACUGUUAGUUCUCUGGUAACUGUGUGUCUUGAUGUGAGUACAGCCCACACACCAUUGGCAUUAAAGCCAUUGGGCUCCUCUUAGUUCUCUCACUGCUAUAAGACCUUACUUCAGUGGUACAGUAUGUCAACAGAUGUGUAGAUAAAAUCUCUCUAUAUCUACAUUUUUAUAUAUAUAUAUAUAUAUAUAUAUAUAUAUAUAUAUAUACAGUACAGUAUAUAGUAUGUGGAAAGACGUCAGUAAAAAAAAAAAGAAGUGACCUUAGAAUAAGUCUGCUAGUUGAAACACUUGUUUGUGUUAAGAUGGGCCAGCAACUUGCAUCACAGCCAACUUACAGUGUGUGCAUAUCAGAAAGCUAAAUGCAUCCUACAUGUAUCAUAUCCCUAAUAUUAUACAGUGCUAUGUUGAAGACUGAACCUUUUUAGCAUAUAGAGACGGUUUAUUCUGAUCAAUACGUUUUUACCUCUCAAAAUACAUCUAAUUAUUUUUCUAUGAACCAUCACUUCUAACGUGAUCAACCACUUUGGCUGAGACAGAUAGACGCAUAAAUAUAUAGACAUAUUGCUGUCCUGGUCAGGGUUGGAGGAAGUCAUAUAUUAUACACAUAUAUGACAAGUCACUCCACAUUCUAAGUGGAGGAUGUAUCAUGGUGCAGUUAUGGGCAACAUACUCGUCCUCCUCCUGUCCUCUAAUAUAAGUUGCUGACCCAUCCUUUGCAUUUUGGCUGUCUCUUAGUAAGGAACAUUUGUUUGUCAGUCGAUCACUGUUAGUGUCUCCAGAUUUAACCUGUGGCCUCUGAAAGCGCAGCCCUUUUUAUUUCUGUCUUCAUUCCUCCCUCACAAUCCACCCAUCUCUCCCUCUCUGUCUUUUUCCCCCCAUCCAUUCGUUUCUCCCCCUUUUGUCAUAUUCGCUCAGAGGCAAUGUUGUGUCUGUACAAGAAGAUAUCUUUCUUCAGACUCAAGCCACCAUGUUUGAAGGCAAGUGAAACAUUUGUGUACACAGCAGAUUAUUAAAAAAAAAAGUCUGAAGAAAAUAGUUAUAUUUUUUUCUUGUUUGAGAAAGGGACAACUAAGGUCAAAAGAUGCAGUACAUAUUUUUUUAGACUCAUGGGUAUUUGAUGACUAAAAUAAGGUUUCAGCCGACAGGUUACAUUUUUAGCAUGUAAUCAGGAAUGUUUUGCGUUUUUCACAAUAUUGGGGGAAAAUGAUUAUUGCUAAAAUAUUUUUUUAAGUUGCUUUUAAGAUUUGUCUUGAAGGCCCUGGUUUAAAGAUGAUUUUGAAAAUAUUGGUAUUUUUGGAACAAUUGGCCUCAUGUGUUGAGAAACACAAAACAGCCAAAUACGGGGUGUCCAAUAUUUGAUAAAAAAUGUAGCAUUUAUGGCUAAUAAUGAUGUGGAAAGAUUUAGCACAUUGGUCUAUGUACAUAUUUCCCAUUUCAAGUACGUAUAUCUUAAUAAUAACAUCAACUGUUGCUAUUUUGGCGAAAAUACACAAAAUGCUUGAACUAUGCAAAUAAAAAAGUGAAAAAUCAUAUGCUUGCUUUAGGAAAACCUUCUUGCAAUAAAGUGAAUGUAUACAAAUAUA
Salmo salar (Atlantic salmon) is the source of this 6984-nucleotide messenger RNA. RefSeq names its product pleckstrin homology domain containing, family A member 6 (gene plekha6). NCBI's taxonomy places the organism in Eukaryota, Metazoa, Chordata, Actinopteri, Salmoniformes, Salmonidae. The record is from RefSeq and is a predicted model, not a curated record.